UUUCCUGCCGCGCGCGCGGGGCCGGGACUAUGGCAGCGGCAGCGGCGGCGCUGAGGGGGCUGCGGGCGGGCUGGGGCCUCGGCGGCUGUCGCCGGCUGCUCACGACGCCGCCCGGGCCCUCUGGAGCGCUGAACCCCUUCGACCGCCGGCUGAAGCGGAAGCAGAAGAACUGGGCGGCGCUGCAGGCUGAGCCCGCCAAGUGCGAUUACCUGCGGGAGGAGGUGGGCGGCAGGCUGGCGGACAGGGUGUUCGACAUACCCCGAACAUUUCCUCUUGCCUUGGAUGUUGGCUCUGGAAGAGGUUACAUAGCUCAACAUUUAACCAAGGAAACCAUUGAAAAGCUUAUUCAAGUUGAUAUCGCAGAGAAUGCUUUGAAAAAUGCUUUAGAAUCUGAAAUCCCUACAGUCAGCGUUGUAGCUGAUGAGGAAUUCCUUCCUUUCAAAGAAGAUACAUUUGAUCUUGUUGUUAGCAGCUUAAGUUUACAUUGGGUAAAUGACCUUCCUAAAGCUUUUAAAGAGAUUCACCAAGUUCUCAAGCCAGACGGAGUAUUCAUUGGUGCAAUGUUUGGGGGAGACACUCUAUAUGAGCUUCGCUGCUCUUUGCAGCUAGCAGAAUUGGAGAGGGAAGGGGGAUUUUCUCCUCACGUAUCACCGUUCACUGCUGUCUCCGAUUUGGGACAUCUGCUGUCGAGAGCGGGCUUUAACACCCUGACUGUGGACACUGAUGAAAUUCAAGUCAACUACCCAGGGUUGUUUGAGAUUAUGGAAGACUUGCAAGGUAUGGGGGAGAGUAAUUGCUCUUGGAAUAGAAAACCUCUGCUACACAGGGAAACAAUGUUAGCAGCUGCAGCAAUAUACAAGGAAAUGUAUGGAAAUAGCGAUGGCUCAGUACCUGCUACGUUUCAGAUCUUCUACAUGAUUGGCUGGAAAUUCCAUGAAUCACAGGCACGACCAGCCCAGAGAGGUUCUGCAACGGUUUCACUUGCAGAUCUGGCCAAAAUAGAUGGACUUAUUUCGAGAGGAAAGAAAUAGUUCUUCAUCAGAAAUGAUAUAAAUGUAAAACUUCUCAUUGCAUAUAGUCUUCAUUUGUGCUUAUUUUGUGGUGACAUUCUGCAAUGAUGAUAAUCUACACAGAGAGUUGGGUUUUUUUACUGCCUAUGCUACAACAUCUGCUGUGUAAAACGGUGCUCUUUUUUUUUAUUGUUUCUAGAAAAAUACUUCAGUUUUCUAAAUAGAUGCAUGCUUUCCCCACUCUUGAUUAAAUUAUUAUUCUCAAAUAUAGUGCCUUUUCCAGCAUUUCAGUAUUCAGACUUCUCUAGGUAUGAUCUUGAGUCUUUAUCACCCUGCAUUAUUUUUUUGUUAUUCCUAAAGGAUGGUAGAUAGUAGUAAAAGGUAACAACAUCAUAGAAUCAUUAAGGCUGGAAAAUAAGUCCAAGAUCAUCCAGUCCAACCAUCAACCUAAGACCACUGUGCCUACUAAACCAUGUCACAAAAUGCCAUGUCUACACAUUUUUUGAACACCUUUAGGAAUGGUGACUGCACCACUUCCCUGGGCAGCCUAUUCCAAUGCUUCUUCACUCUUUCAGUAAAGAAUUCUUUCUUAAUAUCCAAUCUAAACCUCCACUGAUGCAACUUGAGGCCAUUUCUUCUUGUCCAAUCACUUGUUACUUAGGAGAAGGGCCAGCAGCUGCCUUACUACAACCUCCUUUCAGGCAGUUGCAGGGACCAAUAGGUCUCUCCUGAGCCUCCACACUAGAGACUAGUAGUUGGUGGCAAGUGUAUUUAUAAGACAUCCUGUAAGAGAAAAUAUCAGCAAACACGGAGAUCUAAAUGAAUGGGGUUUGUGGGUGGGAAAUUAUGGGUAAAAAUUUACUGUCAGUUAUUGUUUGUAAUUUGAAUGUUUGACAUGUAUGAGAAAGUCAUUAAGUUCCAUAUUACAAAAAUAUCUGUUUGCUACCCUUUGCCUACAGCCCUCAAAUUCAAUUACUUUUCCUUCUACCCCCAAAACUAGAAAUGUUUCUGAUCAUGUAUAGUAGAGCUUAGCCAUAAAGAAAGCUAGGUGCUUCUGACAGAUUGUUAUAUAUCAUGAUUUGACUUAAUUUACUGAAAGCUAUGUGUGAAUACAUGUGAAAGGUGUGGGUUUCAAAUUAGUUAAUUGGCUUAGCUUUGGCAUUCUCUGGAGUUGGUAAUCUUUGAGAAUUCUGUGGCAUUUUUUUGUCUUUUAUCUCAUAGUAGUUGAAAAAAAAAGUGAUACUUUAUCUAAAUAUUAGUUAAAAAAUACAUUUACACCUUGCUUUCUGCUUUUCUAAUAUAAGACAGAAAAGCGUGAGGUAAGAUUUUUUCUGAGGUAAGAUUUUUUCUUAGCUGUGAAACAGAGCUAUGACUUUCCCUGUGUAUAAUUGCAUUACCACAAAUUUAUAUUAGUUACGAAUACAUCUUGUUAACCUGAGGUGUUUAGAAAACGAUAACCUACUCAGGGAUUUCAUUUGAUUAUAGUACUGACAGGGAAUGGUAGAGAGACAAAGCAUGAAGAAUACAAAAUCAGGUAUACCGAGUCAAUUCUAGUGUAUCUAGGUGGUGUAAUCGUGCCGGUGAAACAAAAGCUUCUCUAGGCUUGUUGUAAGAAGAUUAUCCAGCAGGUGGAGUUUAACCAAAUGGUGUGAUACAGACCAGACGGGCAAGGUAGGGAGAAGCCAUCACAUUCUGUCAAGGGUUAUUGAAUUAUGAUUCAAAGACUAAUACGGAUAUUGAAGUUACCUCCUACUGCUUAGCUAGUGUUCAAUUUUCAAAAUCGUAGAAGAUCAAUUUAAGGGCCUAAUUUAUGGGUUAAUUUUACUUGCCAGGAUGUGACUUCAAAUAAAUGAGCAGAGAAGGUACAAAACAACAUAAGGAGGGCAGAAUCUGCUGUCCUGCUUUUGCUUACAGGCCUAAUCCAUAAUUCAAGCAGAAUGUGUGCAUCUUCCAUUUUCCUUAGAACAGAACAGUAACCCUCUUGGAAAAAAAAAAAAGGAGAGUCUGUAAGCAGUCUAAUAACCUUUGUAGCCAUUAAUCAAGACUAAAGCUAAAAUGAGAAUGUGUGUCUGAAAGCCUCCAUUUUUUUCGUGGUUCAUCAGUGGACUUAGUACAAGAUAAUACAUCUCUCUGCGGGUCCUCUGUCUUAAAUAAAACUAACUUGUUUGCGGGAACACUCUCCAGCUUCCCAGUUUUCCUUUCUUUGAAGUUGUGUGUCAAAUGACUGUGUAACUUUACUCGUUUUUUCCUUAGUAGGUUAAUUUCUAGUCAGUUGAGCUGGCGGCUGUGACUCAGAUAUGUUAAGGGAAUGAAGAGGUGGACUGUGCUACAUAAAUGUUAAUUGGAAAAGUGCACCUACUGUGCUUGUUUGAAGCACUCGAGUUAUGAAGAAAAGAAUUUCCAAUUUUUAAUUCCAUAUUCCGUGAAUGGAGUACUAUCUAAGCAGUCAAGUAGGUAGGAAUGUGGUUUGGCAAUGGGAAAACGUACCUUCUGAAGAGGGAGAAAUAGAGUAGUUUUCUUCCUAGCACUUGGGGUGGGGGUAUUAAGUUAACUUGGAAAAGGGUCAGGGAGUAACAAAUACGGCAUUGGAACAGUAUUGGUUGUAAUUAGGGGACAUACAACUGACAGGCAAGGCGUUUGUUUCCCUGGAUGACUAUGUUUGAAUAAUGGUGCUUUAUGUAUGUUUUUCAAGGUAGUUAAUUUUUUUGGUAGUAUUUCUUGGAAUUCUUGGUUACUCUGGUUUCCACUAGUAAUUUUUGUUGUAUGGCACCUGAAUGACUAGCUUUGGAAACAGUUUACUAUGAACAGAUUUUUUUUGUCACGCAAGGCUCUCUUAUAUUUCAGUUCUCUUUUUCAGAUUUAAGUCUUUAUGGCUUUCUGAAAUUCUAAUGAAGAAGAAUAUGGUUUCCAGUUGCUAGAAAUUAUUUUAAACUCUUAAGUGCAUGUUAAAAAACAGCAUUUACAGAGUAAUUAAGUUCUAAAAAGUAGUUGCUAAGGUGACAUAAUGCCUCCUGCAAGCUUAGUUAGUUUUAAGAAUCUUUAUGGAUAAUACAGAAUGUUUUUCUCCUGAUUGCAGAAGAAUGGAAAAAAAGAAUGCUGGGAGAUAAUUGUUUUGACUACUUAAAAGUCAGGAGGCCAUAAGUGAUAACAAAAAAGCUUUAGAAGCAACAUAUUUACACUUAAUGAACGUUAUUUCUGAGCCUCAUAAAAGUUCUGAGGGUCCAAGCAAUGGGUCAGGGAGCAUGUUUGUUCAAUGUCUUUGAUUACAAGACCUGCCAAUUUGUAGAUUUAUGCUUUAGUCUGCUUGGAAUAUAGGGGUGACAGUGAGGCCCUACAGUCUGUAACACAUGCAAUAUGAUUUCACACUUCCUGUGCUCUCAAAAGACUGAGAAUUGAUGAAGUUAAAACAUGGGAAAAGAUUCUUGAUUACCUCUAAUUUAUGAAAAUGCCAGCAGCAGAAACUCAGAAAAAACACAUACAAAAUAAAAUAUAACUAUGGUUUUUACUCUGCUUAUGAAAGAAAUAAAUAUGACCCUUUUUUAAUGCUUUCUAGAAGCAAGCUAAAAUUAUACUGUGUCAGUUGCAGGGAGGAGAAACACACCAGUCUUUCAUAUGGUGUUUAAUUGAAAAUUCCUGAUGCAAAGAUCUGAUCUAGCGGAUUAAAUUCAUUAGAGCAUCUUGUUCAAGAAGCCACAUUAAGAAGGUAGCAUGUAUGUUAAAUCUUUUAAAUUUUCAUUUGGCCAGCUCAAGUAGUUAAUAUCCACUUUUGAAAGAUGUGAUCUCUUUUGAUCUAACUGAGCUGUUACUUUGAGGGAGUACAGUUACUGUGGCAGUUUGAUGGCAAUCAGUCUGAGUCCUGAAGCAAAUGUGACCUGUACAGCUAGUUGAUUCAUUUCCUGUGUAUCUUAGGUGCCCUCAGGUGAAGAAAAAGGAAAAAGAAUUAAAUAAAGGAAAACCUGAGACAGUUAAGUUUUAGCUGAAGGCUGCAUACUAGUGUGAAGUAAAAAACACAGGACACAGUAUAUAUGCUUCUUCUAGGGGAAAACAAUUUGUGGCUUAAAUUAACUUCAAGUGGUUUGUUUUAUUAAUAGCUGUAAUUAACUGUUAAUCUGCACACUAUACAUGGAGGAUUAAUAGCAGUAAUAUAACAGAUAAAUGGCUGUACUAAGCUCUUACAAAACCUUAGUAAACACCUUCAGAUGCCUAACACCCAUCUACAGCAAUCCCUCAUGGUCACCUAUAUCCCUUUAACAGGAGGUUUGGGUUAUAAGAGCCCCCCCUUGUAGGAGUACGUUACCCAUUUUACAUCCAUCUUCCUUGGACAUGUGGAUGAUUUAGCUGAAUGCUUACUUGUGCUGUUUCCUACUCUGCAAUAAUCCACCCACCUGCUGGGACAGCACCCCACAACUGAUGUUGUCCAGGCAUUUUUGCCAAGAGGAUGCUAUGUAGUUUUUCCCUGCGAUCUCGAGCUGGUUCUCGGGGUACAGGGUACAUUCAUAAAAAGACAAAGUCGUCCUACAAAAGGUUUCUGUUUGGAACCCUGUGUUGGAGCAGUGAUGAUGAAUACUGGGGGAUUUUACUUGGGCUCAAAGUGUUCAUGAUAGGCCACAAUGUGUCACAAUAUAGCAGUUUUCUACUGAUAAUUCUUAUCAUAAGGAGAGGUUCUGGUUUCAGCUGGUUUCUUCUAAGUAACUCCAGCAUUUUGAGUUCAGUGUGAGGAUAGUGUUGGUAACAAAAUUUUUCACAGUUGUUACCUAGGUAAUGUUUAUGCUUAGCAGGGAUAGAAUGGAUUCUCUUCUCAGCACCUGCUGUUCCUGUAGUUUCUGUUAUAAGAAGAAUUCUAGAAGAAAAACCUCUAAUUUUUGGAUUAUUGCCAAGGAAACUAAGGACUUUUCUCAAUUUCCCAUAUUUUACAAGUAAGCGGAUGUAUGAAGUAGGAAGGAGCAGCACCAGGACAGCUGACCCAUGCUGGCCAACAGAAGUAUUCCAUACUAUGGAGAUCACACUCCAUAUAUACAUGGGAAGUUUGCUGAGGACUUUCCUGAUGGCUGCUGUCCCUAGGGACCCAUGUUCAUCCUCCUGCUCCUGAUGCCCACUUCCCAUCUGCCAUUGCAUUUUAUCUGAACUGCUGUUCAUCUGUCAUUCACUGCUGGGGAUGUGCAGUGCAUGACCACUACAUGGGCUGAGUACAGCUUUCUGUAUUUUAGCAGUAGUAGUAAUAUUAGUUUUUUAUUGUUUUAUUAAAACUGUUCGUAUUUCAACUUAGGGUCUUUUCUUUUUUUUUUCCCCUGGUUGGGUGGUGUUGAGAGAGCAGCUGCCUAUUGUUUGCCCCUUCAAUGAAGGAGGCUUAACUUUUGCUGCACUAAUUAAUCCUGAUUCGUGCAUUUGUCUUUCUGCAUCCUAUAGGGAUUCAUUACACUAUGUAGAAAUAGAAGUACAACUUGAAUUUGGGAUCUGCACCUUAUGUAUGACUGCUGAUCAUAGAACUCUUCCUUUAAUAUUGCACCCAGAGUUUGUGUGAGUACACUAAGAAAACAAAGAAUAAAACUACCGUUGUGGAUAAAUGUGUUUUUACCAUGAAAAUAUCCAUACUUCUGAUCAAAUAUAAUUUCUGGUUUUGUGGAUGACAAAACUACAGUGACAGAAAAGCGCUGGAUGCAUCUUUCUUGUAUAUUUUACCACCUUUCUAGCCAAAUUAACAACCUAAAAAAGUGACUUCUUUACCUAGUGCAUGCAUUAAUUUAAAUGGUUUGAAGCUCUUAAGCUGUUUGUCUCUAAGGUUAAGUGCCUUAAUAUUAAGACAUUACUUAUUCUGUGGAACUCUUAUCCAAAAUGGGUAAAUUACUAAGGGAAUCUAACAGGUAAUAGGUCAAAUAAAUAGUAACUUCAAUUUUUUCUUCAGACUGGAAUUGCUGUACUCUGUUUUGUCUCUGAAUUUAGCCAUUAAUGGAUGUACGUAAUACCCCUGUUUUAGCUCUUCCAUCAUCUCAUCUCUACAAAGUGUAUACUGCUUUAGCGUAAAGAUGGCAGGUGCAUCUGUUCUUACCAAAAGCUACUUUAUGGAUGUUGUUCAGUCUCCCACUUUUUUCGUCCUAUAUAUUAUAUUUUUCUUUUUUGGAGAUGAAUUAGUUUAAGUUCUAUAAUUAUUCACUGCUUUAAUUUGAUGCAGAACUCAAUAACAUUUGAUACAGAACUUCUGAUGUUAUUUCCUAGUAUCAGAGUUGCUUCCACUUCUGUAAUGAAAAAUGUAAUCCCCAUAAAAAACCACUUUUGAUUAUUAUACUCCCAGUCAGUAUCUUUCCUGACUCAACAGUGGAAUGCCCAGUCGUACAGGAGUAAUGUUGCUGUUCUGAGGCAAUGUCUGUAGCAAGACACUUGGUAGCUUAAAUGCUGAACCUCAUAGGUAGACAGAUUCAAAGUAUAAACCAAAUUCGUAGCUUAGUGUCCAUGUAACAUGCGUUUGCAUAGCAUCCCAUCCAUGUCUGAUAUUUUUUGUGCUUGUGAAUUUCUUCAGUUACCUGUAGUUGCUUCUGGAAUUCUGAAAAAUAGCAGAGAUGUUGUUACUGCCAAGAGGUUUUGUUAGAUCUCAGACAAAGUAUUCCUUAGAUUGUUUUGCCUACGGGAGUCAGCUUAGAAGGCAUUCUCAGAAGGAGCUGUGGUGCCGACACAGCACUGCUCAGUCAACAGACUUGGAGCACUUUUUUGAUGCCUAGAUGACUGAUCUUUGAUUAUUACCUUUCACAAAACAAACUAAAAAUCUAUUGGUUUAUUUGCAUAUGAGCUUUUCAAAUAGUAGUUUACAGUUAGUUUUUUUUUUCUCCUGGCUCAGUGAAUCUUUUUGGAAUGGGAAGUGAAAAUUUGAACAUUGAAUAGAGUGGGUGUUUGUGUCUAUAUUGAGGACAGUUUACAGCAUGGUGGCUGAUACUAUCAUAUUUGGUAGCUGGGAGUUAAUUAUCCCUUAUUCAGAAGAUACAAUUUAAUUUAUAACUUUUAUAAUUCUUCUGGUUAGCAAUUUCAGAGAUAUAGAAUUAAAAGACGAUAGUAUGGUUAUCUGUUGGUCUCUCAUACACGUUUGGUGUAGGCUUAGUUGUUGGAUUCAGGUUUAUGAACCUAAAGGUUUCUUAAGUGCAGGGAAACGUUUCCCUGCAGUUCUCUGUGGAGUUAAUAGAUCUUCAUGAAUACAAGAGUACUCUGUUUUUUGCACUCCUUGUUGGUAUUUUCCACUGGACAGCUUGGGUUUGUUAUCCCAGCUUUCCUAGGUCUCUGAACAGCCACACAGACACUGUGCAUAACUUUAGAAAUCUUGAGCAUGGAAGUCAGAGUCCCUUAGCUGUUAAAGGAUCUGAGAGUUAGAUGUUGCAGCACUGAGUACUGCAGCAUACAAAUGCUUCUGUGCACCUAGCUUUGCAGAUUCUGCUUUUGAAUAUUGCUGAAUAACUCACUCUGUUUAGCUCUGCUGUAAAUAUUUGUUUUCUAGCAGUUAACCAUCUUGAAAACAUACGAACAUGAUUUAGUAAAUAUAACACUUGAGAUGAAUUUACAAAUGAAUGUUGGCAUAAGACAAAUGUAUUUUAACACUGCAGUUUCUGUGCCUGCUCUCUGCAUAUUUAUUUUCCGUAAAACAAAUACGCAGUUUGAUUAGCUGCUUUUGUCUUGUGUACAGAAAUGGCCUGUUUAAUGCAGUGGGAAGUCAAGUAGAAGCCAGCACUUGUUAAUGGAUGCUUAGAACAGGCACAGUCAGACAUCUUAAAUUACACUAACUAAGCAGUAAUUCUAAUUUAUUUCUAAAGAUAGAAGUAUAACAACCCAAUUACCUAGUUUCCUCACAGACUGUAAUGAGUACAGUUAGCAUAAAAUUUGCCUAUAAAUUUAAUGGGCAAUUUCUUGUUGUGUGGACAUUGAAAACUCUAGCAAAAAGAGCAAGCCGUGUUAGAGUCUGUAUAGUAACUUGCUGCCAUUGUAGACUUCCUUGACAAAUUGCAUUACUGUAAAACAUCAAUCAAAUCUGUUCAGUACCAGGAGUUUUUAAUGUAGUGGCUCAAACAGGGAUGGCAGUGGAGUUGAGAGUUCCAUCAAGAAAAGAAGGAUUUUUUUUUUUUUUUUUUUUAAAUCUGGGUUAGCAGCAGGGGGUUUUCCCAUUUUAAGAUGAUGCUAUGACUGCAAAUUCAACUUGUAAUCUGUCAGGUUGUGGCUUUUAUCAGGCCGGUUCUGUAUGUGCAGGCUCGUAAGAACAGUUGGAUCAGUUCUUCUACAUGUAGAAUACACACAAAGAUAAAAAAAUACGUAUUAAUACUCUGCUGAAAGGGGAAUGAGAAGCUAGAGUCCUACAUCUGAUACAGAGGUUCUCAAACCACAGUUCAGGCAGCUGCUGCUGUACAUGAGUGUCAGCAGUUGUGCAGUUUGUUGGAUAGAACAAGGUGUAGGGCACCUCAGAAUUUGUAGCUGAUAGAAUCCAAAGGACACUUUCCCCUCCCUUCUGAAGCUGAUUUGUUUAUGAUGGGAAAUUCUCUUUGUGACCGUAUUUUCAUAAAGUGCAGUAAAGAAAACCGAGAAAGACAUAGCUAAAUUGCAGUGACCUGCUGAGACAAAGGUAGUGAAAAUUAUAGGCCAUGAGAAACCAUACUUAGUAAAACAUGAAGUUUCUUCUACUUUGCCUACGCCCUAGAGAGGGAAUAAACAAAGCCCCCAGGGCUUGAAGAAUAGAACCAAGUUUUUCAAAGUAUGUUUCAUGAUGGAUUUUUGAUUUCACCUCUCUUAGGCAAGCAAGUAUUGUGGGAAAGAGGAUGAAGGUAAGAGACUUUUCCCUAUUGCGGACUUCUCGAUCGUGAAAAUGCUUUAAUUACUUCAACAGAACAUCCAUUUUAAAAGUGCUUUUAUUACCUCAUUCUGUUAAGUACAAUGAAUAAAAAUAAAACUGUGACUGUGAAAAUAGCAGCAAAUUAUUUCCUUUGCAUUAGAACACUGACUUAAUGGUAUCAACUUUCCUAGGGAUUUAUGCCCUACCACACUUUCCUGCCUGAUAAUUUUGUACAGUACACUUGCCAGCCUUCCCGUUUUGCCUUACAAUGCUAACUGAACAAAUGGGAUAGUGUGCUUGAACCUGGGCUGCUUUUGUGGAUAGAAGGACCACUAUGUGCACUCUGUGGAUAAUGGCCUGCCAAACAAAACAGGUAGUGUAUUAAAUGUACUUAUUUGAAGGUCCAUUAAAAGAUGUGUCUUUAUAUUUCUAGAAUUUAACUCAGGGCAAUGUAGAUUAUUUUAUUAAAAUGGAUUAUAUGUGUACAUUAUAGAAAGAAAUAAGAUCUUUCACUUUCUGAAGUAUGUAAUGUUGGGUGUUCAUAUUGGUCUUGGGUUAACAGUUGCAUUCCAGGUUAGACCCGAAGAAUUUUAAUCUUGUGGAAGUUCUACCUUUAGUUUAUUUCAGAGCAGUAGUUAAAAGCAGGUAUUAAACUAUUUUUAGUUUAAUAACUACCUUUAGUUUUAAGGUACUUUUAGUUCCUGGACUCAAUGUAACCCCUUAAGUGAGGGGAGAAAAGCAUGGACUAGUCCAUUACUGGCCUCCAUUAUAUUGAGCUGUACUCUUCUAAAAUAGGAAUUCUUAUGCAGGAGAAGUGUACUUGGGUGUUACGUUCAGAAAGGAUCACUGAAAAGGUAGGUCAAAGUUUUAGAUAAAUCUCUUUAGAGAGUAUAUUCCUAUCUUAUCCAGUAAAUCAGUACAUCCCUCUUCACUAGUAGCUAAAGAGUAAAGAUCUUAAUAAAGUGGAAAUUUAAACAUGUAUUCCUCCUGUGAAAUGCUUUGGGAUUGACAAAAUAGAAUGAGAUGUAAGCACAAAGCAAAGUCCUGUUUCCCAAGAAGUUUCAGAUGUAAAAAAUGGACAUGUGGGAGAGUUUGGGAGCUGGCUGCAAGGCCAGGUAAGUAAGGAACACUGCUUUAUAAGACUAUUUGUGUUGCAGUUUUCUUGUCUGUGUUUUUGGUUUUUUAGCACAGGUUUUGACCAUCUAUUGGAAGUAGAACACUUAUGCUCUGUAAUGAAUGUAAAGAUCUGUUGAAAUGUAUAUCUUAGGUCUGUGCUGUGUAAGUAACAUCUUCUCUUUCUUAUAUAGCAGAGAAAUUCCAACUAAAGGAGGAGCAAGUUAUUAAAUCCCAUACUCAACUUUAAUUUUUAAGUGAAAAUGAGAAUGUGAGAUACUGCUUGGGAAAGACGCCUCAGUGUUGCAGUGAUUUGAACAUAAAACUAGUCUAUGUUCUUAUAACAUUCUUAGGUCAGAGUUUUUUCCACAGUCAUUCUCACAGGUUUUGUGCUGCAUUUGAGUUACAGUUCAAGAUUUCCUACAUAAGCUCUGGCACACUGCUUGUUGCACAUGUAUGCAAUCCUCUUUGUGCAACGGUUGGCAUUCAGAGUAGGGACCUACAAUGAUCCCACCACCCACCAGCUGAAAGUCUGACAUAAAUGUGAUCUUACUGUUUUCCUAGUAAUCAUAUUUUCAGCAGUGUUCUUAUAGGAUAGAUGCUGUGAGGUUACUUCGUUUAAAAAUAAUACUUCAAACUCCAACACAGUGCCAUUAUCUAUAGUAUUUUGACUAGAUGUUACACCUGAGAAGAAAAAUUGUUUAACAGUAAUGGGGACAUUAAAAUCAGUAUUCUAUGGGCCACAGAUGG
Cuculus canorus (common cuckoo) is the source of this 11670-nucleotide messenger RNA. RefSeq names its product NADH:ubiquinone oxidoreductase complex assembly factor 5 (gene NDUFAF5). The transcript is spliced from 11 exons. Gene Ontology annotation, cellular component: mitochondrion. Gene Ontology annotation, molecular function: S-adenosylmethionine-dependent methyltransferase activity. NCBI's taxonomy places the organism in Eukaryota, Metazoa, Chordata, Aves, Cuculiformes, Cuculidae. The record is from RefSeq and is a predicted model, not a curated record. Gene Ontology annotation, biological process: mitochondrial respiratory chain complex I assembly. Bases 30 to 1031 code for a protein of 333 amino acids.